UUUUCAGCACACAUAUGUGUUUGCGUCGACCACAACAUUGUAGCUAAACAUCACGCGCUCACUCAACGACAAAUUCGCCGCUCUCGCUCACAGUCUCUCUCUUACUCUCACACCAUGUUCUCACUACAGCAAUUGAUCAAAACGACAGCCGCAGCGUCGCAAGGUGGCAGCAGCGUAGGUGGCGCUGCUGAUCUAUACAAGUUCCUUAGGCAACUCAGCAGCAGCUGCAGCGGCAGCAGCGUCGCGAGCACACGCGGCGUGACGUCAUCGGCAGCAGCUGAAGCUACAACUACAGCAAUACCAAAGCAAUCUAGUCAAGCACCGUCAAGCGAAUUCAACUUCAGCGACAGCGUCAGUCACAAUUCGCCUUCGAUAGCGCACGGUUGCUGUCCGAACGAAUCGAAUUCGGAGUCGGCGCACUUUGUCAAUUUAUCAAAGCAAUUUGUAAGCAAUUUACUGCAGCAGCGCAGCCAGGACAUACAGAGACAGCUACACACGCAGCGCAGCGAGAAUAACGCCAAAUCCUCGCAUCCGCAGCAGCAGCAGCAACAACAACAGACAACCACAAAGUUUGCCAUGUCCUCACUGGCAGCGGAGCCUCUCCAGGCGGAAAUCUCCACCAGCGAAGGCAGCAGCAUAACAGCUGCUGCGGCAGCAGCUGGCGAAGGCGCCGCCUGCCACGACGCAGCCUCCAGUGCGGAAAAGAAGCCCUGCUUCAGCACGGGCCUCGCAGACAUUCUGCAGUUUAUGGAGCUCAUUGGAAACCUGAAACAUACUAAACGCACCGGCUGGGUGCUGCGGGACGUCAAUGACUGCGAGUCCAUCUCGGGCCACAUGUAUCGGAUGAGCAUGCUGACCUUCCUGCUGGACGGCAGCGAGGGUCUGAACCAGAUACGCUGCAUGGAGCUGGCGCUGGUGCAUGAUCUGGCCGAGAGUCUGGUGGGCGACAUAACGCCCUUUUGCGGUAUAUCCAAGGAGGAGAAGCGCGCCAUGGAAUUCAAGGCCAUGGAGGACAUAUGCAAGCUGAUUGAGCCGCGCGGCAAACGCAUCAUGGAACUCUUCGAGGAAUACGAGCACGCGCAAAGCGCCGAAUCCAAGUUUGUCAAGGAUCUGGAUCGCCUGGAUAUGGUCAUGCAGGCGUUUGAGUAUGAGAAACGUGACAAUUGCCUGCUCAAGCAUCAGGAGUUCUUUGACUCCACGGAGGGCAAAUUCAAUCAUCCGUUUGUGAAGAAGCUGGUCAACGAGAUCUACGAGCAGCGCCAGCUGCUGGCCAAGGCCAAAGGUGCCACACCGCCGCCGGCCAUUAUAGUGCCUGUCAUGGAAGCCGCCGCAACGCCCACAAAUCUGGCCAAUGGGCAUGGCAGCUCAAGUUGAAGCAGAUAAAUGGGGGACCACUGCACUAUGACGCUGUAACUGUUUUAAGUUCUGAAAUUUAGGCUUAGCACAUACACACACACACACCCACACACUCACACAAACACUUUAUUUGUAAGCAGCUCCAACUAACAAAGAUUGUUCAGCCUACCUCGACACGCUCAUAGUUAGAAUUUAGAUAUAUAUUUAUAUAUAUCUAUAUAUGCAUAUAUUUAUAGUUUUAAUUUAUUUAACAAUUUACGUAACUCCCUGUCUUUAGCUUAACUACCUGACACCAUUUGUUAAA
Messenger RNA from Drosophila montana, 1660 nucleotides. RefSeq lists its product as uncharacterized. Bases 115 to 1374 code for a protein of 419 amino acids. The transcript has 3 exons. The record is from RefSeq and is a predicted model, not a curated record. Gene Ontology annotation, molecular function: 5'-deoxynucleotidase activity. Gene Ontology annotation, cellular component: cytoplasm. NCBI's taxonomy places the organism in Eukaryota, Metazoa, Arthropoda, Insecta, Diptera, Drosophilidae.